This is a messenger RNA of Thunnus maccoyii (southern bluefin tuna), 1320 nucleotides long. Its product is annotated as teneurin-2. Lineage: Eukaryota; Metazoa; Chordata; Actinopteri; Scombriformes; Scombridae. Gene Ontology annotation, cellular component: membrane. The coding region runs from base 20 to 685 and encodes 221 amino acids. Gene Ontology annotation, biological process: signal transduction. The transcript has 4 exons. The record is from RefSeq and is a predicted model, not a curated record.
CCCACCCCUCAUCACCAGCAUGGAUCUGAAGGACCGUAGGCACCGCUCCCUGACCAGGGGUCGCUGCUCCAAAGACUCCCAGUACAACACCUCCACCCUGGACACAGAUGAAUGCCGUGUGCCUACCCAGAAGUCCUACAGCUCCAGCGAGACGCUUAAGGCCUUCGACCACGAGCAAAGGCUGCACUAUGGCGGCUGUGUGACUGACCUGGUUCACCACGAGGCUGAUGAGUACUCAAGGCAAGGCCUCCUGGAAUUCUCUCCCGUCCUCCUACGAUACUUCAUCUCAGGGGGCAACUUCACCCUGGCAGAACUGGGAGUAUGCGAGCCAAAUCCCACUCCGCACCCCGCCGCCGUUCCCUACUGUCCUGACCUGGGCCUCCUCCAGAGGGGUUACUCCCUCAGCGCCGGCUCCGAUGCCGACUCGGACCCAGAGGGGCCGCUGUCCCCAGAGCGAGCCAUCCAGCUGUGGGCUGGAAGAGGAAGAGUAAAAUCCCGCCGCAGCUCAGGAGUGUCCAGUCGUGAGAACUCGGCCCUCACUCUCACCGACUCAGAGAAUGACAACAAGUCUGACGACGAGUCAGCUUACCUAGAUGAUGAGGAGGAUGAGGAUCCAUUUGGAGACUAUGUGAUCAGUAAGUCACAUCUGACUGUGGCCUCUUUUAGAAUAGUUGGCCCACUUUAGGCCUAUCUGUUUGUAUGUGAUUGUGUUUGAUGUGAUUUUGUGCCCUCUUCUGUGUUUGUCUUCUGUGAUUUACUGUUUUUGUCUAUUAGUUGAUAUCUGUAUGAAAGAGGCUGUUGCACACACUGUAAUAACUCAGCUGAGAGAGUGCAACAUUAUCCCGGAGUCGGUUCAAAGGCUUGCUCUUUUUGAAAGUAUGAUUGCACAUAUUGUCGUAAUAUUCACAUCUCCACAAUGCAAUCAGAACAUUGCAUUUGUGAAAAGUUGUCAGGGUGUUGGUGUUAUGUGGGGAGAAAAAAAAGAAAGUCAAAUAAUUGGUUUCUGUACAUUACUCUUGUGUUUCAUCUGAUACAAGACAAGGCCAUUGCUCUUUUUCACAUGCCUCAUCUACAUUUACGAGCUCCUUUCAUUAUGAUCUCCUGUUCAUUAGCACACGUCCAACUGGUUAAUCUCUUUGCACUUGAUCAGAGAAAAUUUCCCAGAGGGUGCAUUUUUUUGACUCCCUCCCCCGCUAUUGGAAAGUCAGUCGUAUUUACUCGUGUCUCUGAGAUUGUUUGUCUCUAUGAGUGUGAAUUAGUGUUAAUGUUUGUGUUAUUGGGCUGUGGAGUUUUCAUCUGUUUUCAUUAGUAAGAUCAGAG